AUGAGCGCCUCAAGCGAGCGCAGGCAAUUCGGCGAUCUUGCCACCCAGCUCGUGACCGAAGUCAAACGGCAAGGCGACAACCUCGGGAAAUACAACGACGGGCUCGUGCGCGCCGUCAUCCGCGAGCAGCGGCAGCUCGACGGGCUCCUCACCGCCGCGCUCGAAGCGUCCGGCCCAAACUUCGACGGCAGCGCGCCGCACGCGUUACUAUACCAGACGGCUAUCGCACGCAACAAGCGGUGUCUACUGGCGUACCACACCUUCCGGAUCGAGCGCCUCAAAGACGCGUACUGGGCCGCCGGCGCCGCGCUCCCGCACAUCCUGAGCGACACCUCGCUCCGCGCGCGCCUCGCGCCCAGCGAAGUCGACUGGCUGCGCGAAUACAACGCCUCGGUCGUCGCCCUCCGCAGCGAGUACAGCGCCGAGCUCGACGUCGCCGCCGGCAUCUCCGCGCCGCCGAAGGACCUGCACGUCCUCGUGCGCGUGCUGCGCGAUUGCGGGGAGAUCCAGACCGAGGCGGGGACGAUCGACUUCAAAAAGGGGCAAAGGUUUAUGGAGGGCGAAGUCAUGUUGUCUUUUUACCGCCACCACCACCAUCUGCAUCUUCGGCCACUAUUUAUCGCUACUUUGAGGCGGAACGCCCGUACUGCGCUUGCCGCCGCUCCUAGACCUCAUGAAGAUGACCAGCAUGACGAGCCCGAGCUCGAACCCGAACACAACGACGAAGACAGCUUAAGCGACGCCGAAUGGGACGCUCGCGCCGGAGCCGCCAUUGACACUCUCACCCGCACCUUCCCCCAAUUCCUCGAAUCAGGACUGCACACGCGCACCGACUCUUCACUAUCACACCUGACUAGCCUUACUGGCUUCACCGCCUCACGCGACGCCGCGCCAAGCGACGACGGGGACGGAGAGCAGAUCUACGACUCGCGUAUUCGACUAAGCUAUACGCCGCCUGCCGAGCUGCCGGCUCCACUACCCCGGACACUGCAUGUCGAUGGUCUCCCCCUCUACCUCGCCUCCUCAAUGCUCCUCCGCCACUCCCUCCACGCCCUCUACACCCCCCUAACCCUAACCGUCACAUCCGUCCGCGUAUCCUCCACGCGUCCCCCCGGCUCCAGCUCCGGCCCGUCCAUCCCUUCUCUCCCGCCUUCGCACCGACACAGCACCGAUCAAGUUCAAAGGCACGAACGAGCAUAUGAAAGGCAGAAGAGCCUGAUGAUCGCGUUCGACAUUGACGGGCGCGGACGCGUGGGCGGGAAGAGCGCGCAUUGGGAGGUGAGGAGCACGUACCAUUUCCACCCGAUACACGCGCGGAUACACCGACAUGUCGUCGAUAGCAUCGUCCCCGCGCCACACGCCGGCGUAUUCGACCUGCUACGAGGCGUACUGGACGGCGUGGGCGGGCGCGUUGGUGUACCCGGUGUUCCGGGUGGAUGCGUUAGCAUCGAGGGCGGGUCGGGGUGCGAUGGGGUUAUGAAGGCGCGCAAGUCGGGGAGGUGGGAGGGGUUAGGCGGGGUUGGAGGAAUGGGCAGCUGUCGAUGA
Molecule: messenger RNA, 1545 nt
Organism: Peniophora sp. CBMAI 1063
Lineage: Eukaryota; Fungi; Basidiomycota; Agaricomycetes; Russulales; Peniophoraceae
Source: the annotation of a GenBank genome assembly